Messenger RNA from Zootermopsis nevadensis, 5287 nucleotides. It is a transcript of the gene LBR, whose product is annotated as lamin B receptor. The record is from RefSeq and is a predicted model, not a curated record. Gene Ontology annotation, biological process: cholesterol biosynthetic process. Gene Ontology annotation, cellular component: nuclear inner membrane; endoplasmic reticulum membrane. NCBI's taxonomy places the organism in Eukaryota, Metazoa, Arthropoda, Insecta, Blattodea, Termopsidae. Gene Ontology annotation, molecular function: Delta14-sterol reductase activity.
CAUUCCAGAGAAAAGAGCUGCAAAGUAACAACCAAUAGAAUCUAUUAUCAGUAACCAAUCAUAUUCAAUGUCACACUGCGAUAUGGAAGAUUGGCGUCGGUUAUGGAUCGAGUUGAUAUUCUCAGUAUAAUUUUCUUUUGAGGUAUCAACAGAGUAAGAGUACACUCUUAAGACAGAAUCAGAUUGUCAAGGAAGAAAUAUGCCAGAGAGAAACUUUCGUAAAUCCCCAGCUCGAGCAGCUGCUGCAGCAGCAGCAGCAGCAGCAGCCGAGAAUUCAGUCCCUCUCAGACGAAGAUCUCCAGCUCGCCGUGCUGAAAGGUCUCCAGCUCGCCGUACUGAAAGGUCUCCAGCCCGUCGGUCUGAAAGGUCUCCAUCACGUCGGUCAGAAAGGUCUCCAUCACGUCGUUCUGAAAAGUCACCAUCUCGUCGUGCUGAAAAGUCACCAAGUCGGACACCUCAGAAACAGUCUCCAUCAAAGAAAUCACCAAGCGAGAGAAAAUCCCCUGCUCGCGUGCGAAAGUCUCUUGCAAGAAAUGUGCCAAAUAUUGUAAUUCCACCCAAGGAAGAAAUAAUUCAACAGCGAUCAGUGGUUCUGCACAACCAUGCCUCAGGAGAUGGACUUGAUUUUCUGAGCAAUGUAAGGAGAUCAAGAGAGCCAUCUUUACCAUCUGUUCUAAGAAGAUCCACAAGAAUUGCAGUACAUGAGGAGUUUGAAGACAGAUUGGAAGAAACAAAGAGAAUUGAACAAUUAAAGGUAUCCAUCAACGCAGAAGUGGAGUAUCCUGAAAAGCUGUCAUUGAAGUUAGAAAAUCAUGAAGUUAAGGAAUUUGGUGGUGUAUUUGGAGUUCUGCUGUUGCAAAUUAUUUCACAACUACUAUUGUUGGCAACUCAUUUAUACUGUUCUGAGGUACAGUAUGGAGUGAACAAUUUUAGAAUCCCAUUUGACUGGAGAGUGUAUUUUGACUUGGAAGUAGCUGCAUUGUAUCUUGGAUUCGUAGUACUACAGUUGGUGAUGUCUAUUAUACCAGUGGGAAAACUUGUUGAUGGAUUGCCAGAUAAAUUGGGCAGACUUAAAUACCGGAACAAUGGGUUACUGAGUGCCAUUGUCACUGUAGCAAUACUUGCAGUUCUUAAAUAUUUCAAGUUCACUGUGACAAUUAUUGCUGACAAGUACAUUCAGUUCUUUGUCACUGGACUGGUAUAUGCAUAUAUCCUUGCUUUACUGCUAUAUAUUCGGGGAGGACGAGCUCAUAUAGUGGCUCAGAAUCCAUUCGCAAUGACAGGUAGUUUCAUAUAUGACUUCUGGAUGGGCAGAGAGGUGAAUCCUCGUAUUGGACCGUUUGAUGUGAAAGUUGGUCUGUAUAGAACUGGAAUCAUAGGAAUGAUUGUGGUGAAUGCUGCAUUGAUACUUAAAAGUCUGGAACAGAGUAGUGGGUAUUCACCCACUCUACUACUUGCUGGUGGACUUCAAAUUUGGUAUGCGCUAGAUUUUCUUUGGUUCGAGGACGGUUUUCUGGCCAGCUUUGAAGUUAUGUAUGAAGGCACAGGUUACAUGUUGGCACUGGGCUAUAACAUGUAUCCUUUCAUACCAACCAUCAUCACAAGAUUUGUGCUUAUCUACAGGGUGGAGAUUCCCUUGUAUUGUUUAGCUGUUAUUGCCAUCGUCAAUGCUAUCGGUUAUGUAAUUUACCGAGGUAGUAAUUCGCAGAAGAGUGAAUUCAGAAGAAAUCCAUUGAAUCCUGCUUUGGCUCACUUGGAAACAAUACCAACAUCUCGUGGAAAGAAGAUUCUGGUUUCUGGGUGGUGGGGCUGGGUGCGACAUCCAAAUUACCUUGGUGAUAUUAUCAUGCAUUGGUCAUGGGCCAGCACUUGUGGCCUUGUUCAUCCUGUGCCAUAUGUGACAGUGCCCUUCUUCACAAUGUUGCUGUUGCUUCACAGAGCUAAGAGGGAUGAUUCACGUUGUAAACAGCGUUACAGUGCAGCCUGGGAUCGAUACAGCAACCGUGUUAAAUACCGUGUCAUACCAAAGGUCUAUUGACCAUUGAGAAGCACACUUUGAAAUGCUCAAACCAUGACAGGUCAAAUAUUUUUUGGUUAGUAGUUGAUCUCAGUAGGAGAAUAAUUUUACUUCUUUUUUUCUUUCUUUGUUUUUUAUGUUACAAGAAGAGUGUGUUAAAAUAUUAUGAGUUUAUAAGAGAAAGAGAAUAAUAGGACAGUCUAAUGAAAUUUAACAUCAUUUUUAUUAUUUACAUAUCAGGUUAUUUUAUCUGAUGUCAUUCAGAAAAUUAGAUUGGUGUGCAGUAUUCUGACUAGGCAUUGUCUUGUCAUACUACAUAUAAUUGAUCAUAGCUAUUACUUUUUUAAGGCUUUUUCUGUUUAAAAUUAUGCUUGUCCAAGAGAAUGCAAAAUACUUCCCUGAUAAUGAUAAUGUGUGUUAAGCUUUUAUCUAAACUAAGACCGUCCGGAUUGUUGCCUUACAUAGACAUUAAAAUUUUAGAAUGAUUCGCAGUAUAUCUGUAAUUUCUAUGUAUUGGUCUGGGUGUGAUUGUAGAUAUUUUUAUAGCAGGUCAUGAUAUGUUUAUUUUCAGAUUAAUAAACAUUAUUCUUGGCAUCACUCAAAAUGUGCCAUACAUUUCUUUUCAUAAGUCAUAAAUGUAUAUUAUACAUAAAUGUGCCUCAUGAAUGAUUAAAUUUUCAAUAGCACACAUUAUUCAUAGUUUUAAUUUGACAUCACCAGAUAUUUCAACUUUUGGUUCAGUUAAAUGUAAAUUUUUGCAAAUAAAUGAUAUGUUGUGGAUUCAGUACCUAUACCUAGUUGUGAGUUGAUUCCUAUUGAUCAGAGAAAGAACAUUAACUAAUCAAUGUUAUGCAGUGGAGUGAGCCAAAGAAUAAGGUCUGCAUAGGGACAUAGGUUUUAUUACAUAUUCUGUUACUUUAAGUUAAACAGUGUACCUGUAAAAGAUGUCUGGACCAGUGUCACUUUUGUAGAUAUUUAUGGACUGUGUAAGUUAGGUAGUGGUUUCCAACCUGAGAAGAUUCCUUUGGAAUUUGGAGCUAAGCUCUGAAUGUAAGUGUACAGUUUAGGCACAUGCAGGAAGGUUUCCUUUCAUUAGGCAUGACAAAACUGUUAGUGCAUUGGAUGCUGCUGUCUUUCAUUCAGGAGAUACAUGGUUGAAAUCUUUGCCAUGACUAACUUUCCUGAUAUUUUGAAUGGUUGAAAAGGUAAUCCUGCAUUCCUUGUAAACCGCUGACUCUAAACUUAUUAAAUAAAUAGUAUAUUUAUGAGCGGGGGGAAAAAGCGUUUCUUAUCUGGUUGGUAGUGAAUAUAAUUUUACAAUUGAUGAUUUUCACAAAUCCUUUUGAAAUCGUGCAUCUCAGUAAACUUGUUAUAAGAAUUUGAAAGAAAGUGUAUUGAUUAUGUCAGUAAAUCCAAGAUUUUCCAUAGUAAUUUUUAGUUUUUAUCAGUGAACUUCUGCUUGUAGUUCCCUUGAAUUGUCAAAAGAUUACAAAUGAGGUUUCUUUUCACUAAUACUGACACACCAAGCAAUUGAAAUUUGGAUUUCAUUGUGCCAAGGUUUCUUCAUUUUUCUUUAUUUCCAUCUCUUUUGUGCUUACAUGGUCAUGCCUAGAAAUUAAUUUGAUCAUACAUAACUUUACAAAUGUUUUAUUCAUUCCUUUGUUCUGAAAGAAAGUUGAUGGUAUUGCAAAAUGGAAGUAUGAAGGAAAGAAUUGAAUUUUUGUGUACUUGAUGUGAAGGUUGGGAACUACUCUCGUGUAAGAUGCCGGUGGUAUUCAUAUCACAGAAAAAUGUUUAAUUUACUUUUCCCAUUAGAAUUUUUUAAGAUUAUGGAAAUUAUAAGAGUAAUCUUGUUAGCAAAGAUAUUUUAUUGUUACGAUUUAAUAUAAAGAUGGUUAUAUUAGCUUGUAUGUAGCACAGAUGAAAAUUUAUAUCCAAAGAUAUUUUACUUAUGUCAUGCUGAACUUAUUGUAACACUUAAGAUUUGAUCAUGGGAUAACUCAUCUUAGUCUGAAAUUUUACUGUAUUUUCAGUUGUUUUAUAUGAAUUGAAAUAUAUAUGGAGAAUAUUUGAAAGAGCACUGUAGAAAAUAAGAAAAAGUGCCCUUCAUAGGAUGACAGUGAAAGAAAAAUAUAAUUAGAUGACACAGAAUAUUGUGUAGAAGUUUAUAGUAUAGAGAAUAGUGUCAUUGCCAAUUGAAAUGAAGCAAACCAUGCUAGUACAGAGUGUUAAGUGUUCUCAGAAUAAUAACACUUCAUUUUGACUGACUGGUUCUAUUGUUUUAAAGCGGGCCUUAUCGUUGACAAAACAGCAUGAUAAAGGACAGAUGACAACAGGAUCAGUCCAACUUUUAAAUUUCUGUCAUCCCAUUCAUUAUGAUCUCCAUAUUGGAUCACUGCAUUACGAUUGUUGAUCCAAUCCUCAGGAAUAUUGGUAUAAUUGUUAAACCAAUAACAAGCCCAUAUAUUUCUUUGCACCAAGUGAGAUUUUUUCCUCACUCUGAAAGCAUGUACAGUAUUGUGGUCCUUACCACAGGUUUUAGAUUUGUUGAUCUGGUAGUACAAGUGGGAGUACAUAGCAAUAUACAGUACUAUAUUACUUUACGGGGAAAAGGUUUCUUUCUUGUUAUACGUGUAUGCGAAGAGUUUAGUAACUGUAUUACUUUGAACUAGUUAAAGAUGAGUUACAAAUGGGAAUACAUAACGGUUGAUUGAAUGUCACAUGGUUUUGUAUUCAUUUUCCUUUGAACAAGGUGUACUGUUAUUCCUUGAAGAUCAUGAUUUGACAUACAUUAUUUUUCAUGCUGAUUUCAAAUGUGGUGUGUAUAAAUAGGUUAUUUCCUGGACCUUUAUUUCAUGACCAUGCAUAUCAUCUCAUACUGUGCUGAUCCAAGCAUGUAAUAUUACAUACUGAAAUAUUCAAAUGACUGUGGUCAGUGGUGGAUUUUCAAGGAAAGUAACUCACCAUUUACUGCAAGAGAGCUGUUGCAACUCUUUACAAAUUCUUUCCAUCUGUUUAUGCAAGCAGGUUUAAACUUCAUAAUUAAGGUUUUGAGUGAAGUAGCAUUUUGUGAGGAAUCUUGACUCCACUACUGAUUUGUUUAUACAUAAUACAGUAUUGAUAGUUAAGUAUUUACCUUGCCAGUAGUAUUAGUGUAGGUUUUCACAUUAUGUUAAUAUAGAAACAUUUUUAUGAUUUUAUUGCUUGUUUUAUUGUAUAAUAAGCAUUUCUGUUUCGAACCGAAGUAUUAGAGGACAAAGGCAAAUGUUA